AUGGAGAACCCUGUUAUCAGAGACAGUGAUGAAUGGGACUCAAUAGAGUUUGCUCUUCAAUUACGCUGCCGUUCUUCAAGAGUUAGAUUAUUGCAAGCAUGGAAUAUAACAAAGGCUGAACCCCUCUCUAUGUUCAAUCGCCGCUCCAAGAAUACACUUGUUUUGGAAAGUUUUAUCGACUCUUCUGCAUUAGACCGCUACAAUUCUGUGCAGAAUGUCUGCACAAGAGGUUUUGAAAUUGGUGCAAAUGGCUUUAUCGUAACAAUCGGAAAUUUGAGUCUUCCUGGGUUUCCAUUAUUGAAUACUGACGGAAAUGGAGGAGACUUGCUAGCUAACAAUAUCGGCACACUAGAUAAUAGUGGCAAGAUCGUUCCACCAAAGAGUGCUACAAUAUCUGAAACAACGUUUUCAAGCAUACAUGGUGAUAAAAAAGUUUUUGAAUAUUUUAUAUGUGACGUUGCUGUUGGCAAAUCCAUAAAAGUUCCAAAUGUACUCGAGGCACAACGAUCAAGAGUAUCCAUGCCAGCAGAAUAUGAUUCAUAUUUUUUAUCAAAUUCUGAAUCAGAAAAGUUUGAUACAAUAACUGUAUCUAAUACGGUGGAAAGUGGUAUCAAAAAUCCAACCCAUUUGGUUGGAGAUCAUUCUUAUACUAAGGGUGUACUUCCAAAAAAUGCCUUUAAACACGAAUAUAUAAUAUAUGAUUCUUCUCAGAUACUUCCAAAGUACUUGAUACAAUUUGAAUGCAAUCCUAGCGCUGAAGAAUCUUAUGCUUUACCACUAUGUGAUAAUUGUCAAAAUGAUGUGGCUACGAUCUAUUGUUCUUCUGAUGCUGCUAGGAUGUGUACAAAAUGCGAUACUCGCAUACAUUCACAAAAUAAGGUAGUUUCUCGACACAUUAGGAUGCCACUUAAUGAGAUGCCGAGAGCACAAACAAAGUGUAAAAUCCAUCGUUCCAAAUCAUAUCACUUGUAUUGUAUCGUUUGUAACGUUCCAAUCUGUCAGCUCUGUACUUCGAAUCAUAUUCAUAACAACACAUCAGAUGGUAUUUUGAGAGAAACGACAUUUAUACCCAUCAACAUUGCAUACGAAUCCGCUGUACUUGACCUUAAGACGACCUCAAACUAUAUCAUAGAUAAAAGGAGAAAAGAGCUAAUGAAAGUCCUAUCUGAUAUAGAAACUGUUAAAAAUGUGGUAUCAGACAACUGUCAAAGUGUAGAGGCUGCAUGCUACGAAAUGUUGGAAGAAGCUCUAAAAAAUCUGCAACAUCUUGUAGAUAAAUCACUGGGAAUUGUAUUAUCGGAGCAAACAGAAAACAAGAGGCAACUUAAUGAAAUAAAUUGGUCGGAAUAUUUCAUAGGAUAUAUGCGCAGCAACCUACUCCCCCCCGACUAUCUUCGAUCAUGGCUCUGUCAUUGUAGAUUGCGAAAUCAGCUGUCGAACAAUAGCUACAAAGGACCACAAAAGGAACUGUUCGCAGACAUCGUGCUAGAAGCGGAGCUCAGCAUCGUUCCAGAAGAUGUAAAAUUACAAAACAAAACAUAA
Messenger RNA from Theileria equi strain WA, 1542 nucleotides. Its product is annotated as B-box zinc finger domain-containing protein. The transcript has 9 exons. NCBI's taxonomy places the organism in Eukaryota, Apicomplexa, Aconoidasida, Piroplasmida, Theileriidae. Gene Ontology annotation, molecular function: zinc ion binding. The coding region runs from base 1 to 1542 and encodes 513 amino acids. The record is from RefSeq and is a predicted model, not a curated record.